AUCGUAAGAUCUUCUAAUAUCUUGGAGGGGUUUUUUUGUGUUUUUUUUUUUAUAAAUAGACAGUAGAAGAUUCAGUCUCUAUGCUGGAAAUGUACAUUUCUAUUUGGGAAGAACAAAGAAAUAAAAUGCUAAAUUCAGCUAGAAAAGCUACCACCACAAAAAGAUCAAAGACAAAACAUUUGAAACAUUUUCGUCUUAAAAAAAAAAAAGGGAGAGCAAAAGAAUAAAAGAGAUGGAAAUUGUGUUUUAUUUUAGAAAAAUCCCCACUCUGACGUGCUGAGCUACACUCAUGAGUCACAACUUUGUUUGAUUUCCUCUGAUUUCAUUCAUCUGGCGUUUCCAGGCACGAGGACGGGACGGUGCGCUUCUGGGACGCGUCGGGCGUCGCCCUCACGCCGCUCUACAAGCUCGGCACGGCCAACGUCUUCCACACCGAYUGUGACGAGCCGCCAGACCCCAGCAAYGACCCCGACAUGCAGCAGGAGGAGGAAUGGCCCCCUUUCAGGAAGGUGGGCUGCUUCGACCCGUACAGCGACGACCCCAGACUUGGCAUCCAGAAAAUCAGCCUGUGCAAAUACAGCAGCAAGCUGGUGGUGGCCGGAACAGCCGGCCAGGUGAUCGUCCUGACCCUCAACGACGAGCCGUCAGACCACUCGGUGGACGUGUCGGUGGUGGACCUGCUGCAGGACAGGGAGGGCUUCACCUGGAAGGGCCACGACAGGCUGGAGGCGCGCCUCAAACCCGCGCCCUUCCCGCCGGGCUUCCAGCCGCAGGUGCUGGUCCAGUGCCUGCCGCCCGCGUCGGUCACGGCGGUGGCGCUGCAAACGGAGUGGAACCUGAUCGCCUUCGGGACGAGUCACGGGUUCGGCCUGUUUGACUAUCACCGGCGAAACACGGUGCUGGCGAGGUGCACCCUGCAUCCCAACGACUCGCUGGCGAUGGAGGGUCCGCUGUCCAGAGUCAAGUCCUUAAARAAAUCCCUUCGCCAAAGCUUCAGACGCAUCCGUAAGAGCAGGGUGUCUGGAAAGAAACGCGCCAUCACCACCCCAACCAGCAAGGUUCAGGAGGCCAACGCGGCUUUGGCAGAGCAGGAGGAAGUGGCUCCUGUGCAGCGACGGAUCGAGCCUCGGUCAGCGGACGACUCAUUGUCAGGAGUGGUUAGAUGUCUCUGCUUCGCUGACACAUUUCUGCGUGACG
Messenger RNA from Poecilia reticulata (guppy), 1197 nucleotides. Lineage: Eukaryota; Metazoa; Chordata; Actinopteri; Cyprinodontiformes; Poeciliidae. The record is from RefSeq and is a predicted model, not a curated record.